UUUUUUUUCUCUGUAAUAUCAUGUCUGAAGACUCUUCGUGGCACGAAGCCCCUACACAAGGACAACCUGUUGAACCACAGAGUCGUAAAGUAGUUGUUGUUCUUGAGAACGCCUCUUUAGAAGCAGCUCGUGUAAACCCUUUUCGUAGCGAAAGUAAGAUGCAGUUGCUGAACUGUGACGAACACCAGUCUGUUCUAAAGAGGCUUGGUAGAGAUAUUGCUGAUGCUAGACCUGAUAUUGUUCAUCAAUGUCUUUUGACUUUAUUAGACAGCCCUUUAAACAAGUCCGGUCACUUGGAAGUAUAUAUUCAUACAGCAAAAGGCGUGGUGAUUCGUAUUAAUCCUGCAUGUCGUAUACCAAGAACUAUCAAACGUUUUUCAGGAUUGAUGGUUCAAUUAUUAGAAAGAGGCAGCAUUUCAAGUGAUAUCGAAGGACACACUAAAUUAUUAGAAAUUAUUCCACCCCCAGUAGAUCAAUACUUGCCUUCAAAUGCUAGAAAAAUUGCACUUUCUUGGAAUGCAUCCAAGGUACGCUUGUACAACUUUUUCAAAGAAAUGCCUGAAGGACAACCUGUUGUUGUUGCUGUGGGCGCUAUGGCUAAGGGUCCUGAUACUUUUGCUGAUGAAUAUGCAACUGAAAAGAUUGGUAUUUCAAGCUAUGCUCUAUCAGCCUCAGUUGCUUGUGGCAAAGUGUGUUGUGCAUUUGAAGAUUUAUGGGAUAUUAUGUAGUUUACUCUCUCUUUUUUUAUCAUUAAAUUAUUGUACAGUCAUUUUAAGAAGUCGCUUCCAGAUUGGAC
Messenger RNA from Gilbertella persicaria, 796 nucleotides. RefSeq names its product Alpha/beta knot methyltransferase. Gene Ontology annotation, molecular function: rRNA (pseudouridine) methyltransferase activity; rRNA binding. The transcript has 5 exons. NCBI's taxonomy places the organism in Eukaryota, Fungi, Mucoromycota, Mucoromycetes, Mucorales, Choanephoraceae. Gene Ontology annotation, cellular component: small-subunit processome; nucleolus. Gene Ontology annotation, biological process: rRNA base methylation. Bases 21 to 728 code for a protein of 235 amino acids. The record is from RefSeq and is a predicted model, not a curated record.